GAUAGUGGGAAGUGGCCGUACGCCGGUGUCUCCCUGGUUGCGCAAGACGCCAUUUUGGGGUGACAGUGAGAGAUAACGGAAAGAUCGAGAAGCUGUCGUUUUAAAGCUUCAUCACCAUGGGGAAUGUAUUUGCGAGCUUAUUCAAAGGCCUGUUUGGCAAAAAAGAGAUGAGGAUUCUAAUGGUGGGGCUGGAUGCGGCUGGAAAAACAACUAUCCUAUAUAAACUCAAACUCGGAGAGAUAGUCACCACCAUUCCCACCAUUGGUUUUAAUGUUGAAACUGUAGAAUACAAGAACAUCAGCUUCACAGUUUGGGAUGUGGGCGGUCAGGACAAAAUCAGGCCGCUGUGGCGCCACUACUUCCAGAACACUCAAGGGCUCAUCUUCGUGGUGGACAGCAACGAUAGGGAGAGGGUGAACGAGGCGAGGGAGGAACUGUCCAGAAUGCUUGCUGAGGACGAACUCAGAGACGCCGUGCUGCUCGUUUUUGCAAAUAAACAGGAUCUCCCCAACGCCAUGAACGCUGCAGAGAUCACAGACAAGCUGGGCCUGCACGCCCUCCGCCAGCGCAGCUGGUACAUCCAGGCCACCUGUGCCACCAGCGGAGACGGCUUGUAUGAGGGCCUCGACUGGCUCUCCAACCAGCUGAAGAACCAGAAAUGAUCCAUUCCAGCAGUUUUGAAUUAUUAUUUUUUCGUUUGUUUGUUGUUUAUUUUUUUUUCUGUUUCGACACAGCGGCAGCACCGGAUCCAGGCCCCCCUCUGCGCCCCUCUAGCUCCUCUGCCCCGGCUCUUUCUUUCAACGCCUUCCUCCUGCUUUCUCUUCCUCCUCGUCAGUACUCUUGGGGCUCUAGCCUGUGCUGCUUGUGUGUGCACGUGUGGCUGUGGGUGUGUAUGCCUGUGUGGAUGUGUGGGUGUGAAGGCGUCUCUGUGUAUGCUGGCUGGGAUCGGGAGUAACCCUGGCGUGCCUUUUACACACCUCCUGUGGAAUCAGCAGUCUGGUUUUCAAGCCCCCCUCUCUCUCUCUCUCUCUCUCUCCAUCCACCAAACUCAGUCUCUGCCCCGCUCGGCCUACCCCCCUCCUCGCCUAAUCUCAGUCUUGCACGGCCCCCCCCACCUUGACCCUGUUCUGCCCCGCCCUUACUCUUCAGAGGAAGCACGGUUUUCAUACGGCAAAGAAAGAGCAAGGGUGCAACCCCCCACUCCUCCCUGUAGAAUAUAUCUAUGUUGACUAGAAAUGCCCCCCUCCCUCCCACCUUCAGUGCUUAGGUGUUCAUUUUAAUCUGAUUUUUGAGACCUCAAACCCACCAAGAGAUUCAGUAAAUUGCAUCUUAACCUGUAUCAGGUCGAAGCAAAUGGAAAAAAAAAAACAAAAAAUGGAAAAUUAAAAAAAAAAAAGUAAGAAAAGAGAAAAUCCCAUCCUUGAUCAUUCUGGUGUCAUCUGAAAAUCAUGCUGUUUGUUUUAUUAAUAUUAUUAUUAUAUUGGAAUAUAAAAGAUUAUUCUUAGCAAUGGUUCUCCAGUGAACACUACCUUUCUCCCCUCCCACCACUAAGUGAGAGCGUGAAGCACAAAAGAAGAAAAAAUUAAAAAAUUAAACUCUACGAGAAUAUGCAAUUCUUGACUUUGGGUUGCUGGCGUUUAAAUCCUGGGAUUAAAUUAGGAUUUUCCUUUUUCUUUUUUCUUUUUUUUUUCUUUUUUUUUUGGAGAUGACCUUCAGUGUUUCCAUGCCAGAUACAAGGUGUUGGACAUUUCGCACACUUCAGACUGAGGCAGGUGUCCUAAUACAUUCACAGGCAUCACAUGUUAUUCCUUUAAAGAGAUGUUACAUGUUUUUUUUUUCUGUAACUAGUUUUAGCAUUUCUAUUUGUACUUUGACUGCUGAACCAAAUGCAUUUGAGCAGUAUGACAAAUCCUGUAUACGGAAGUAGAAAGUGCAUCCUCGAGGGCCUCAGACGAGUUUUUUUCUUCUCACCAACGGUUGGCACUUUUAUUUUGAAAGUCUGAAAGCAUCCAGCUGUGUGUGAUCUUUUUUUUUUUCUUCCUGGUCGGGAUGAAGGAUUGGCACCAAAAAAAAAAAAAAAAAAACCAUGAUAAAAAAUAAAAUAAUGAAGGCUCUCUAUAACUGUGAACGGUCCAGACGUCUGGGUGUUUACAGGCAGAAAAGACCAACACAGUAAGUACUCUGUCGGAGGCUCGUCGGCGAGCUGGAAGGACUUGGUGGUAGACCUGUUGAGGGGAAUGGGUGUGCAGUUAGCUGGUCGUCCUCAGUGUUGAACCAUGGGGGUUAGAGCUGGCACUUCUGUCAAGAAUGAUUGUAAAUCUGUAAGUUCCCCUAUAAACUGUUUCUGUGGGGAUUUCCUGAACACAUUAAUAAACAUGAUUUGAUCCAA
Pelmatolapia mariae (spotted tilapia) is the source of this 2389-nucleotide messenger RNA. It is a transcript of the gene arf2b, whose product is annotated as ADP-ribosylation factor 2b. Gene Ontology annotation, biological process: intracellular protein transport; vesicle-mediated transport. Gene Ontology annotation, cellular component: plasma membrane; cytoplasm. The coding region runs from base 117 to 662 and encodes 181 amino acids. The transcript has 5 exons. The record is from RefSeq and is a predicted model, not a curated record. Gene Ontology annotation, molecular function: GTP binding; GTPase activity. Lineage: Eukaryota; Metazoa; Chordata; Actinopteri; Cichliformes; Cichlidae.